Molecule: messenger RNA, 972 nt
Organism: Bicyclus anynana (squinting bush brown)
Lineage: Eukaryota; Metazoa; Arthropoda; Insecta; Lepidoptera; Nymphalidae
Exons: 4
Coding region: 231-782 (183 amino acids)
Source: RefSeq, a predicted model, not a curated record
AGAUGUACCUUUUUUAAGUAGGACGAUAUCUCCUUAUAGUCUGAAAGUAAAGUUAUUCUCGAUAUAAAUCGGGAACUCUUCACUAUUCCAUGCCGGUCGUAAUAUUCAACGACCGAAUAAGCAAUUGGUAAAAAUAGUUUAAUUGCGUUGCGAUCGAUUAAUUAUGUUUCAGAAUAAGCUGCUCGUCUGAUCGACUGCACGUAGUGUUAUCUGAGAAUGCUGUUUUGGGGAUGCAAUUAGUGGAACGAUUAGUAAAACGAGGCGUAAGAAAAUUGUUACUGCGUUUUACAAAUAUGUCAAGAAGCCUAUUAUUUAAAAUCAGGUCCUGGGAAGAUUUAGGAAUUCAAUUUGCGAUUUCUUACGGAAACUUAUGGAAUGACGAUGUUUUUAAAUUACUAAACAGCGAGAAAGUCGAAAACGCAGAAGGAAUAUAUUGCAUUGUAAAUUCUGAUUUAGAAAUAGAAAACACUAAUAAACUCUUGGAACAUCUGAAUCUGACCAUACGAAGAUUGAAUUGGAGCAUAAAGUAUUUUGCAGUAAUUGAUGUCAACAGUGAUAUUAGCAACAAUAUAACAAAACUAACAGAACCACACAAUAAAUUCAUAACAAUCAAAUUGCCAUCUUUAAAAGUCGUUGAAAACAAUGGAUAUUUUCCGGUCAGUCAUGCUAUUGAUGCUAUAGAAAAGGCUAUAUGUAACAAACAACCUCUCAUAGCUGCACAUCGUACAGAAUUAUCUUUUGGCAACUUGUUAGAAGAAUUGGCUAAUUUAGCUGGUACAUAAUGUGUUUUGGUGUCCCUUUGUUACUUUAAUACAUUUUAUCUGAUACCUUGGAGCACUCUGAUUUCUUGAUUCUGACUAUGACUGAGAAAAUUUGUAAAAAUAUAGCAUUAACUUCUUUAUAUUUUUUGAAAAUUGUUCUUAAAUUAUAAAAUUGUUGUUUAGAUUUCCCAAUUUCUGAUGGGCCGUUAUC